This is a messenger RNA of Postia placenta MAD-698-R-SB12, 1938 nucleotides long. RefSeq lists its product as hypothetical. The annotation marks the transcript as partial. The transcript is spliced from 7 exons. The record is from RefSeq and is a predicted model, not a curated record. NCBI's taxonomy places the organism in Eukaryota, Fungi, Basidiomycota, Agaricomycetes, Polyporales, Adustoporiaceae.
CAUAGCAAGGGACCCCCGUUACCAGCAGAUAUAUGGCUGCAACUGUUUGACAAUCUUGCGGAAGAGGGCGAUUACGAAACGAUAGCGGAAUGCGCUAAGGUGUGCAGAGUCCUUCACGAAUGGAGUGAGCGAUAUUUUACAGGAGCGCCACAUCCGAGUCGUUCAAACUGGACCUUCCAUGACGAGGAAGACGUUUCACGCGCCCGAAUAUAUCUCGCAACAAAAGGAAGGAGGGCCUGGCCGCCACUGCGUUCUGCUGUUAUUGUGGGAGAACAGGACUCAAAGGCGAUCCCACAUAUGGCAACGUUCGCGUCGACAUUCGCAGCGGGUACGUGGGUACGUAUCGCGGAGCUAUGUAUCGAGAAUGCGGUGUGGCCGUCGUCACUUGGGGCCGCCGACGCUAGCAUCAUCCGCGAUCUGUCCUGUCUCGGCUCGAUUGCCACCCUCGUCCUCGACAACGUCAGGUUCCCGUCCAUUGUCGCGUUUGGUGCUCUUGUCGCUGCGCUUCCACGCCUCAAAACGCUUCGCAUUCACAAUGUGACGUUCCCAAGAUCAUCCAAUCUGUUCGAUCCCUGCACGUUCUCCGACUUCCGACUUCUGCCAAAGCCCGAACUCGACACAAUCGAUUUGGGCCACGUAGCCAAGAAGACGUCAGAAUUUACUGCUGACGCAUGGUCACAUCAUGUCGAGCUGCUUGCGUUCAUUAACGCUGUGAGCAGCGGUAACGCUCCUCGUACACUCGCACGUCCUAGGCUGCGGUCAAUCGUCGCCACUUUGGACUACCAUUCUUCCGAUACCAAAUGCAUGUAUUUCGCCCGGAUCAUACAUUGCCUGAUCGACUUGGACCACCAUUUCCGAGUGACGAAAGUCUCCGCUUCAGCAGAGCUAUUUGUCUCUAUAUCGGAUACGCCCCAGAUUCUCCUCAACAAAGUGUUUAAACAUGCGGGACCAUCGCUUGACCAUGUUACUCUUCAUAACAUGGGUGCUAAAGCGAACCAUUUGUCAUUGUUGCGCAAAACCUUGUUCUGUCAUGUCAAUUUGUCCGAGAACACCAACCUCAAAUCUCUCGAGCUUACGUGCAGCUUCUGGACGACGCGGUGUUAUGACUAUGCCCUCGCGCUUCUGUCUACCGUGGAAUCAGCAUGCAUGUCCUGUAUCAAACUCGAUUUCUCUCCUUGGAAGGGGAGAAGGCUGAGGGACAUUCUUCCCAAAUUCAUUGCCGUGCUUUCUCCACUUCCCGCCUUCAAUAAUCUCAAAAAUAUAGAAAUAUCACUCAGCUCAGUCGCCAGGGAACCGCGGGGUCGUAUGGAGAAACGGGAUGCUGACUUGACAAAAGAGCUCUGGCCGUCGUUAACGAGGUCUACGAGACCCAAUAUCUUUGGGAUCACCAAAGGUCAAGCCAGAAUUGGUUCAUUCUGGGAUGAUGUAACAAACAGCUGGAAACACUACGACAUUAAGCGAGAUGAGAACAACAACAGCGUUGUUAUUGAGGUCCCUCGUUUCGAGGACAUCGGACGUCCUUUGGAUUUCGCAGACGCCCAUAUCGUGAUUGCCACAUCCGCCUUCGUUGACAUGGGAGACAACAUGGGCAAACCACAAAGGCUCGAUCGAAAAUUCUUUUUGCUUGCCGGCAACUCGAGGGAAAGCGACUACUAUCCAAAAUACGCUGUGCCCGUGGCUCCCGCAGAUGGGCUGCCGGAGAUCACGUCUCGUCUACCUCCGGAUUUGUAUCGGUUUGGGUUCGGAUCUCUGAGGAGAUUCACCGGGUUCCCCUUCACAGCGUCGUGCGUUGUGAAGGCAUCGCUAAUGCCUACGCUCAUGCGACAGCGGCGGAGGCAGCUCAAGUGCUGUUGCAGGAAACGCAAGCCUACAUUCCUUUUCUUGUUAGAGGUCAUCGGCGUACAAAGACGUGUGUGCAUAGAUGACGACACCAAAUAG